This is a messenger RNA of Molossus molossus (Pallas's mastiff bat), 3723 nucleotides long. RefSeq names its product peroxisomal biogenesis factor 13 (gene PEX13). The transcript has 4 exons. Bases 27 to 1238 code for a protein of 403 amino acids. Gene Ontology annotation, molecular function: protein binding. The record is from RefSeq and is a predicted model, not a curated record. Gene Ontology annotation, cellular component: peroxisomal membrane; peroxisome; peroxisomal importomer complex. Gene Ontology annotation, biological process: protein import into peroxisome matrix, docking. NCBI's taxonomy places the organism in Eukaryota, Metazoa, Chordata, Mammalia, Chiroptera, Molossidae.
GCCGCAGCGGAACGGAGGCGGAGGAGAUGGCGUCCCAGCCGCAGCCCCCUCCGAAACCCUGGGAGACCCGCCGGAUUCCGGGGGCCGGGCCGGGGCCAGGACCCGGCCCCGCUUUUCAAUCUGCUGAUUUGGGUCCUACUUUAUUGACAAGACCUGGACAACCAACACUUACCAGAGUGCCCCCGCCUAUUCUUCCAAGGCCAUCACAGCAGACAGGAAGUAGCAGUGUGAACACUUUCAGACCUGCUUACAGCUCAUUUUCUUCAGGAUAUGGUGCCUAUGGAAAUUCAUUUUAUGGAAGCUAUAGCCCUUAUAGUUUUGGAUAUAAUGGGUUAAACUAUAAUCGCCUCCGUGUAGAUGAUCUUCCGCCUAGUAGAUUUGUUCAGCAAGCUGAAGAAAGCAGCAGAGGUGCAUUUCAGUCCAUUGAAAGUAUCGUGCAUGCAUUUGCCUCUGUCAGUAUGAUGAUGGAUGCUACCUUUUCAGCUGUGUAUAACAGUUUUAGGGCUGUAUUGGAUGUAGCGAAUCAUUUUUCCCGAUUAAAAAUACACUUCACAAAGGUUUUAUCAGCUUUUGCAUUAGUUCGGACUAUAAGGUAUCUUUACAGACGGUUACAGUGGAUGAUUGGUUUAAGAAGAGGCUCUGAGAAUGAAGACCUAUGGGCAGAAAGUGAAGGAACUGUGGCUUGCCUUGGUGCUGAUGACAGAGCAGCUAACUCAGCAAAAUCUUGGCCAAUAUUCUUAUUCUUUGCUGUUAUCCUUGGUGGUCCUUACCUCAUCUGGAAACUGCUGUCUACCCAGAGUGAUGAAGUAACGGACAACACCAACUGGGCCAGUGGUGAGGAUGACCACGUAGUUGCUAGAGCAGAAUAUGAUUUUGCUGCUCUAUCUGAAGAAGAAAUUUCUUUCCGUGCUGGUGAUAUGCUAAACUUAGCUCUCAAAGAACAACAACCCAGAGUGCGUGGUUGGCUUCUGGCUAGUCUUGAUGGUCAAACAACAGGACUUAUACCUGCUAAUUAUGUCAAAAUUCUUGGUAAAAGAAGAGGUAGAAAAACACUGGAAUCCAUUAAAAUUUCCAAGCAGCAACAAUCUAUGACCAACACAACACUAAUUAAAGGGGCCACAGCGGCUGAUUCUUUGGAUGAACAGGAAGCUGCCUUUGAAUCUGUUUUUGUUGAAACUAGUAAGGUUCCAGUUAUACCUGAUUCCACUGGGAAAAGUGGAGAUAAACAAGAUCUUUGAUAUCUUUCAUGUAUGCCUGCAGUUGAACUAUAGAAUACUUUUAAAAAAUUACUUCUUGUAAAGAAAUUAUUCUACAAUCCAACGAAAACAUUUAUUGCUAUUCCAGGUGUUUUGCUGCUAGAAAUUGUUAAAGUUGUACACUAGUAUGUUGGUCUAGUGACCUGGUUACAUUUAUAAGUUAUUGGACUACAAAGAUGUUUGUUUCACCUGAUUUUAAGAUUAUGGAAACUGUAUCAUUUUCAUCUUAUUUUAAACCCCAUGUUUAUUGCCUAGCCUGAUGGUUCAAUUGGUUGGAGCACAGUCCCGUACACACCAAAAAGGUUUCGUGUUCAAUUUCCUGGUCAGGGCACAUAUUGAGGUUGCAGCUUUGAUCCCUAUUUGGGCCACGUAUGGGAGGCAACUGAUUGAUGUUUCUCUCUCUCUCUCUCUCUCUCUCACUCUCACUCUUUCUCUUCUAAAAUCAAUAAACAUAUCCUCAGGUGAGGAUUAAAAAAAAGAAGUCAAACCCUAUGUUUACUGAAGGAGUAAGAAUGAUGAACUACAGAAUAUACUGUUUGCUACAGUAGGGAUUAUUAAUGUUUUUAAAAAUUCUUCAUUAAUUGUCUUGGGAUCCUCAGAAGUUGAGUGCUAACAUAUGAGAACAAGAAGAAAGGCUAAUUUUUUUUUUUUUUACAACUUUAAUUAUAUUGAAUAAUAAACAUUUUCUGAUCUGUAUUACACUCAGUCUUGGGUUUGUUUUAGGCAGUAAUAUGUUUUUGCCCACUAACAAUUGAUACUAUUAUCUUUUAUUGUAUAUUUAAGAAUUUAUCUUGAAAAGGUUGCUAGAAGCAUUCUGAAGGAGAUGGUUCUGGAGUAUAUUUAGCCCUAAUAGUUUUCCCUGCUACUAAAAAGGUCGACAUUGAUCUUUCUUACAGUUUAUUUCCAUUUCUUCUGAGGAACAAAACAUUUUUUCCUUUACGAUAUGAUUAGUUUUCAUCCUGAAUGAAUCAGGAUAUAGGAGAGAUUUACUUUCUUUUUCUCCGACCAAGACUCAAGUUCUUGGAGUUUGUGCAUAAUGAUAUAAUCAAUUCUAGCAGUAAUGAUUUAAAAUCUUUUCAUAGAUUCUCUGCUUCUAACUAAUAUAAUUACUUUUUAAGAGUCCAUAUUCAAGCUGUUCAUUGAAAAUACACAUUUUUUUAGGUUUAGUUUUUACUACUUGAGACUAUAAAUGAAAUUCUGAAUUGCCAUUUAGCAUAUGAUAAUGCUAUUUGACUUUUUUGUUUAAUAAUGACAUUAACUACAGUUAAAUUUCAGUACACUGAAUAUUUACACACAAAAUUGGAAAAUUUGUAUACUUGCUGUGAUCAUACUACAAAAUAAUACUGUCAGAAAUCCAGGUGUACAAGAAUAUAUUCACAAGUAUUGUUGAAAACCUGCAAUUUUUUUGGUAAAGAUUUUUAUUUGGUAUUUUUAUCUUUUUAUAGACUCUAUGUUAACCAAAUAAGUAAUUCUAGAACAUUUCAGACUGAAAAACAUAUAGGAACCAAAUAUAUACUCAGCAUAGAACUUUACGAAAGACUAUUUAGGAACCUCUCUUUUGAUAUGACAGUAUAAGUAGCAUAUAAUUUAAAAUACAAAUAUUGACCCUGUGCAGAAAAAAGUAAUGAGAUAGCAAAAUGUAAUCUUAAAUCUGUAUUUCUAAUACCCAGGUAUUACAUAGUCUUCAAAGUUUCUUGUAUAUUAUUUUCCAUUUUUGUUCUACAAUUUGAGUUCUGUUUUGUUUUGUUGUAGUGUCAUUUUUAGAAAUUUUUUUCUUGAAACAAAUUUUUGAUGAAACAAAUUAUUAAAUUUGGUGUUGAGACAUCUGAAUUGAAUGCUAUAAGUGAAGUAUAGAGGUGAAAUGUUGAGUCAGUCUAUAUUUAGGUUAGAAAAGGUGAGUUAGACUUUGUGACUGGUAUUAAAGAUGUAUAGGGAGAAGAAUAUAGCAAACAAGAAUAAUUUCACUUAGGGUGUUUACUUUUUAGUUAAGUAUGCUAAAUUGUGAUAUAUGUUAUCUGACUGGUAACUAUUUGUGUCUGAAAAUUCCUUUUCUAUUAAAAUUCUAGAAAAGGAAUUUAGGGAUAGAAUAAGAAAUUUUGUAAUAUUUUUAUGACAGUUUUAGUAUACUUUUUUUAGAUGAUAUUAAAUGUAAUGUUCAAGACUUCAAUAUUGUUAUUUUGAGGAACUUAUUUAAGGAAUACUGCUUUGCAGAAAUUACUAAAACCAAAACAUUUUCAAUUAAAUAGCAUAAUAAAUCACAAGUUACAGUAAGAAAACAGGUUUUAUUUACAAGUUUUCUCUUAUUUUGUCAGUUUAGAAAGGAAUAGGUAAGAAGGUGGUAAAUUUUCAUGUUUUAACAUUUUAUUUAUGUACUUGAUUUAGUCUUUCAAUGUCAUAAUUUUUCAUUUACUUGACUAUAGCCAUCCUUCAUCUUGUGCUUUCUUUAAUGGAAAAAACAAAAAUUGAA